Rotaria sordida is the source of this 615-nucleotide messenger RNA. Lineage: Eukaryota; Metazoa; Rotifera; Eurotatoria; Philodinida; Philodinidae. The record is from the annotation of a GenBank genome assembly.
AUGGGUGCUGAACAGGCUAAAACUCGACGUAAAAAAGGUGUUAUCUAUUCAAAAGAAAAUAAUGAAAUAGUUGAUUGUUUAUUUUGCCGUAUUGUACGAGGUGAAUCACCAGUAAAUCCAUUAUGGUAUCGUGAUGAUCAAUGUGCAGUUUUUAUACCUAGAGGACCAGCUGGACGAUUACAUUUGCUAAUAGUACCAUUACAACAUAUUCAAACUAUUGAUACACUUACAGAAGAACAUCGACCAUUACUUGAACAUAUGAAAAAAGUAGCAAUGGAACAACUUUGUGUGCAUGCUCAACAUAUUGGAACUGUUGAAUCUCCACUAUUACCUCUCGCACCACCACCAUCUCAUUAUGCAUUUAAUCGAGGACAUUUACCAGUAUUGUUGUCGUCAUCUGAGAUCGUCAAGGAUGAGAAAAUAUCGAUGGAUCCUUCAUUUAUUUUUUGUUUUCAUCGUCCACCUUAUAAUUCAAUAGAUCAUCUUCAUUUACAUGCAAUUCAAAAACCUUUUCGAAGUUGUUGGAAUCGAUUCAUGUUUGCAGAACAUGCACCUUGGCAUGGAUCAAUGCACAAUGUUCUUCUUAAUUUAUCCUCGGUGAAUGCUAAAUUAUGA